CCCAGUAUGAUAGCCACCGGAGGUGUGAUCACGGGCUUGGCCGCCCUCAAGAGACAAGACUCGGCCAGAUCCCAGCACCACAUCAACCUCAGCCCGACUCCCACCACCCAGGAAAAGAAACCCGUCAGGCGAAGGCCACGGGCUGAUGUUGUGGUUGUCCGGGGCAAAAUCCGCCUUUAUUCCCCAUCUGGCUUCUUCCUCAUUUUAGGAGUGCUCAUUUCCAUCAUCGGAAUUGUCAUGGCUGUCCUGGGAUACUGGCCUCAGAAAGAACAUUUCAUCGACGCAGGAACAACGUUGUCAACGAAUGAGACUCAGGUCCUUCGGAACCACGGUGGUGUGGUGGUGCGCUUCUUUGAGCAGCAUUUGCACUCAGAUAAAAUGAAAAUGCUUGGCCCCUUCACCAUGGGAAUUGGCAUUUUCAUUUUCAUAUGCGCAAACGCCAUUCUUCAUGAAAACCGGGACAAAGAGACGAAAAUCAUUCACAUGAGGGACAUCUACUCCACCGUCAUUGACAUCCACACCCUGAGAAUCAAGGAGCAAAAGCAGAUGAAUGGUACCUACUCCGGUGUGGGAGGCGAGGCUGAAGUGAAGCAGAAUGGGAGAGCCUGUGCCUCUCGAUUGGCAGCAAAUACAGUCUCCUCUUUCUCAGGGCUGAGGAGCAGUUUUCGAAUGGACAGCUCUGUGGAGGAGGAUGAACUGAUGCUCAACGAAAGUAAGAGUUUGGGGCAACUGAUGCCCCCUUUGCUCUCUGAGAGCUCUGUGUCUGUCUUUGGCCUCUACCCACCUCCUUCCAAGACAACUGAGGAAAAGACUAGCAACUCUAAGAAAUGUGAAACCAAGUCAAUUGUGUCAUCUUCUAUUAAUGCUUUUACACUUCCUGUGAUCAAACUUAAUAACUGUGUUAUUGAUGAACCCAGUAUAGAUAACAUCACUGAGGAUGCUGACCACCUCAAAAGUAGAUCCAAGAAUUUGUCAAUGGAUUCCCUUGUGGUCCCUCUGCCCAGUGCUGGUGAAUCCUUCCAGCCCAUCAGUACCAUGCUCCCGAGGAAUAAUUCCAUUGGGGAGGCAUUAUCCAUUCAGUACAAGUCAUCUGUUGCGCUUGGUCCCGGGGCUGGGCAGCUUUUAUCACCCGGGGCUGCUAGAAGACAGUUUGGAUCCAACACAUCCUUGCAUUUCCUUUCUUCUCAUUCAAAAUCUUUAGACUUAGACCGAGGUCGAUCCACCCUCACGGUUCAGGCAGAGCAAAGGAAACAUCCAAGUUGGCCACGGCUGGAUCGGAGCAACAGCAAAGGAUAUAUGAAACUGGAGAACAAAGAGGACCCCAUGGAUAGGUUGCUGGUGCCCCCAGCCGCCAUCAAAAAAGACUUCACCAAUAAAGAGAAGCUUCUUAUGAUUUCAAGAUCUCAUAACAACUUAAGUUUUGAACAUGAUGAGUUUUUAAGUAACAAUCUAAAGCGAGGAACUUCUGAAACAAGGUUUUAAUGUUGCCAAGUAGAACAUUUUCUAAGGGCAUAUGUUUGAAAAGUAUUUUCACCAUGACUUCGUUCUGAGAGGACUGGCUGGGAGCGUUUUUAAUCAAAUGGUUUGUAAUGUAUUAGAACCGGUGGCUUAAUUCUGUGCUGGACAUGGCUGUAUGUUCCAGUCAGUGAGGACUGCAGUACUCUAGAUGAUCACACAUGAGUUUUUUCCCAUUCCUUUAAACAGCAUGAUCUCCUUUCUUGAUAUGAAUA
This is a messenger RNA of Dipodomys ordii (Ord's kangaroo rat), 1730 nucleotides long. It is a transcript of the gene Tmem200a, whose product is annotated as transmembrane protein 200A. The coding region runs from base 7 to 1482 and encodes 491 amino acids. The record is from RefSeq and is a predicted model, not a curated record. The transcript has a single exon. Lineage: Eukaryota; Metazoa; Chordata; Mammalia; Rodentia; Heteromyidae.